AGUGGGCAGCGUUGUUUAACUGAAGCUGACGAUCAAAAUGUCGAGCGCGUUGCUCACUGUGGUCAGUCUGUGUGCUGCUCUGUGCGGCGCCCAGCAGCUGAGGGACCCGUGGCUAACGGCCCAGGAUAAUAACUCGCCGAAUUUCUUGCAGCAACCAUAUAAUGCGCCACACCAGGGUCGCGUUUUCCCACAGCAACCAUCUCGAGAUGUGUAUCCGCUCGCUUGGCAGUCUGUACCGACCGUCUCUGAGGUCCUCCAGCGCUGUGAGGUGGGCGACUCUGCCCGGGUGGGUUGUGGAGAAGCAGGCAUUACUCCAGUGGCCUGUGAGGCUCUAAACUGCUGUUAUGACAAGAGACAGUAUAUUCGAGCCCCUGAUGGACCCCUAUGUUACUAUGGAAAGGGGGUCACUGUACAGUGCACCGAGGAUGGGCAGUUUGUGGUGGUUGUGGCCAGAGAUGCCACUGUGCCUCGGAUCAGUCUGGAAAGCAUCGUGUUGGAGGCUGCUGGUGAACUCUGCUCUGCUGUUGACAGCAAUACUGAAUAUGCCAUCUACCAGUUUCCAUUCACCUCCUGUGGUACCAGGAUGAAGGUGGAAGGUGACUACAUUAUUUAUGAGAACAGGAUGGUGUCUACAUAUGAAGUGGGAGUUGGUCCUCGGGGAGCCAUCACAAGGGACAGCUUGUAUGAGCUAACAUUCCAGUGCUUAUAUCUGGCUACAGCAGUGGUGCCUCUAGAGGUGGAGGUGAACACGGUUCCUCCCCCUCUACCAGUCUUUGAACAGGGUCCUUUGCAAGUGGAACUCAGGCUUGCCAAUGGUGUCUGUGCCACUAAAGGGUGUUCUGAAGAGGAGAUAUACAGCUCCUACUACACAGAGGCUGACUACCCUGUGACUGUGAUGCUGAGGGAUCCAGUAUAUGUGGAGGUGCGCAUACUGGGGCGAACUGAUCCAAACCUUGCCCUUGUACUGAAUCGCUGCUGGGCCACUUCUAGCCCACACCCCUCAAGCUUGCCUCAAUGGGACCUGCUGCUUAAUGGGUGUCCUGAUGUUGACGACCAUUACCUGACCACUGUGCUGCCAGUCAGCCAGUCAUCUGGCCUGCCGUGCCCAACCCACUACAAACGCUUCAUCAUGAAGAUGUUUGCCUUUGUGGACGAGACUUCCCUUUCUCCUUUACAGGACCAGAUCUUCAUCCACUGUACCACAGCAGUAUGCCAGCUGUCUGAUACAGAGACCUGUGAACCAAGAUGUGGCAGGAGAAGAAGAGCUGUUCCACCCACACAGGAUUUGGAGACUGGAGUCCUAGUGUCCAGUGGUGAGGUCCGCUUUAUUGCAGACAUGCCCAUUUCUGCUAAAAUCCAAGCAGACAGUGAUGGAGAAGUGUCUCAGGGGUUCAGCUAUGGGCUGGUUGGAGUAGCUGUGCUUGCUGUGUUGAGCAUCUGUGGACUGCUUAUUGCUCUAUUCAGGCAGAGGUCUGGGGGCAAGGAUGUGAUUUUGACGACAAGACUGUGAUGAAUAAAGUGGCUUCAUUUCAA
Molecule: messenger RNA, 1533 nt
Organism: Pygocentrus nattereri (red-bellied piranha)
Lineage: Eukaryota; Metazoa; Chordata; Actinopteri; Characiformes; Serrasalmidae
Gene: zp2l2
Product: zona pellucida glycoprotein 2, like 2
Exons: 9
Coding region: 38-1510 (490 amino acids)
Biological process (GO): binding of sperm to zona pellucida; prevention of polyspermy
Cellular component (GO): egg coat
Molecular function (GO): acrosin binding; structural constituent of egg coat
Source: RefSeq, a predicted model, not a curated record